Molecule: messenger RNA, 2215 nt
Organism: Schistosoma rodhaini
Lineage: Eukaryota; Metazoa; Platyhelminthes; Trematoda; Strigeidida; Schistosomatidae
Source: the annotation of a GenBank genome assembly
CGAUGUACUAAAGCAGGCAGUAAUUAAAGCAGUCGCACUAAGUGACCAACAAGCUGUUGAGCAGCUUCUCAACCAGGUACAAAUGGGGGAUAGAACACCAUCACAGUUAAAAACUCAUAUGGAAAGUCUACUAGGUGAUAGAAAAAUAGACAAUAACUUAUUUUAUCAACUGUGGCUUCGCCGACUCCCGUCCAGUAUUCAGCAAAUCCUAGCUGUUGGAGAUACUGACGCUGAUAUAGACAACAUAGCGAAAAUAGCUGAUAGAAUAUACGAAAGAGCAAAGCAAGCAAGCCCUCAAUCACACAGCGUGACAGUAGACGAUAGAAUCAGUACUCUGCAGAAAGAGAUAGAUGUUUUAUGCCGCAAGCUCACAGAGUUGACCCAGAGCGAGAGACCACGAAAAUUAUCACGAGUUGGCACGCGCGAGAGAAGCCAAUCAGCUUCCGGAAGACGCGCAACUCCGCUGAUAUGUUGGUAUCAUCAAAUGUAUGGUUACAGAGCAAGAAAAUGCUUACAACCUUGUAGAUUUAGCACGGCAAGUAAGCGGUACCCUCGGUUGUCCAUGGCAACGCCUGCAGCGAACACAAAGCCCUCAAACAGCCGCCUAUUUUACAUACAAGACCGAAUGACAGGCACUCAAUUCUUGGUGGACACGGGGGCUGAAAUUAGCGUAGUACCCCCAGUAUGUGACGACAAAAGAAACCUUAACACUUCAUUGGUUCUAAAAGCGGCGAAUAAAUCAGAUAUUAAAACAUAUGGCAAACGAAUGUUAUCCUUAAAUUUCGGACGAGGCGCGACAUACCGCUGGGAUUUUGUCAUAGCAGACGUAUCGGUACCUAUAAUAGGCAUCGAUUUCUUAUGCAAUUUCGAUUUACUAGUAGACUCACGGCGCCAUCGACUCAUAAACGGUACUCAUACUACUUCCAUUAGGGGAACACUUACAGAAUCUGUUUCUAUGAACCUAGUGGUAGAUAAGAGCCGCAACGACCCACGCAAAUUAUUGUUAAACGAGUUUCCAGAGCUUUUAAAAGUAACGUACAAUAAAACAGAUCUCAAGCAUACUAUACAACACCAUAUUAUAACCAACGGGCCACCGGUUAAUGCAAGGCCAAGAAGAUUAGACCCAAAAAGGCUAGCAAUAGCAAAGCAAGAAUUCGACAAGUUAAUGAGGCUGGGCAUAAUAAGGCCUUCGAACAGCCCGUGGGCAUCCCCAUUACACAUGGCUCCGAAAAAGAACGGAGAAUUAAGACCAUGUGGAGACUAUCGAGCACUUAAUAAGCAAACAAUGGCCGAUAGAUACCCUAUACCACACAUCCAUGAUUUUACUUACAGUAUAGAAGGUGCUACAGUAUUCUCGAAGAUUGACUUAGUUAGAGCGUAUUAUCACAUCCCGGUCGCUCCACAAGACAUACCAAAAACAGCAGUAACAACCCCUUUUGGGCUAUAUGAAUUCUUACGCAUGCCUUUCGGACUGACUAAUGCAGCACAAACAUUUCAUCGGUUUAUUGACCAGGUCAUCAGAGGCUUACCUGGAGUAUACGCAUACAUAGACGAUUUACUAGUAGCCAGCUCCACUAUGGACGAGCACAUACAGCAACUACGUCAAUUAUUCGCGCGGAUAAGAGAUCACGGUAUUUCCAUAAACAUUGAGAAGCGUGAGUCUGGAAAAGGAUCCUCACAGUUCCUUGGACACAUUUUAACUUCUCAAUGUAUCACAAGGUAUCUACAGAAAUCGAUACCAUCAGAGACAAUUCGUUGCCCGAUACACAGAAGAAAUUAUGACGAUUUCUGGGACUAACAAAUUAUUACAGACGUUUUAUUCCGAAUUGUGCGGCAAUAAUUCAACCACUGACCGAUGUGUUACGGGGACACUCCCAGACAUUCCAAUUAUCAGCAGAGGGAAGAAAGAGCGAAACACCUUCAACCAUCAUGACAGAUGCAUCGAGCGUGGCGGUAGGAGCUGUUUUACAGCAGUUAGUAAAUGGCACAUGGGAACCGCUUUCAUUCUUCUCAAAGAGACUGAAUCCUUCGCAAACGAGAUAUAGUACUUUCGGAAGAGAAUUACUAGCAAUUUACUUAGCAAUAAAACAUUUUCGACAUAUGGUAGAAGGCAUAGAUUUUGCAGUUUACACAGACCACAAACCACUCAUGAACGCACUAAGCGCAAAGCAAGAUAAUUACUCUCCGAGGGAGAUCAGACAAUUAGAGUUUAUUU